This is a messenger RNA of Neoarthrinium moseri, 1278 nucleotides long. RefSeq lists its product as uncharacterized. The record is from RefSeq and is a predicted model, not a curated record. Gene Ontology annotation, biological process: UDP-galactose transmembrane transport. Gene Ontology annotation, cellular component: Golgi membrane; endoplasmic reticulum membrane. Gene Ontology annotation, molecular function: UDP-glucose transmembrane transporter activity; UDP-galactose transmembrane transporter activity. The transcript has 3 exons. NCBI's taxonomy places the organism in Eukaryota, Fungi, Ascomycota, Sordariomycetes, Amphisphaeriales, Apiosporaceae. Bases 1 to 1278 code for a protein of 425 amino acids.
AUGGCCCGCACAAAGCAAGCCAGACCGGUCGAGCGCCAACCGUCGUCGGAGUAUGUCACGCGCCAGACUGGGACCCCGGCGAAGCGCAAGGUCAGCUUCGAUGUGGCCGACGAGACCGUAGCCAAUGGCAACGGCAAAGGGAACGGCGCCCUGCGUGAAAGCAGGAGCGCCCCGGCGACGGCAGACCGCGCCGAGGCCGGCAUCGUGCAGCUCGUCAUCGCCGUCGCCGGUAUCUAUGGCUCCUUCUUGACCUGGGCCUUCCUGCAGGAGCGCCUCACCACGACGCCUCACGGCCCUCCCGGCGCGACCGAGGUCUUCAAGUACCCCGUCUUCCUCAACACGAUCCAGUCGCUCUUCGCCGCGACCACGGGCGCCAUCUACCUCUACUUCAGCACGCCGCGGGGGUCGGCCAUCCCGCCCAUCUUCCCCUCGCGCCGCAUCCUCGGGCCCCUGGUCCUCGUCGCCCUGACCCAGUCGCUCGCCUCGCCCUUUGGCUACGCCAGCCUGGCCCACAUCGACUACAUCACGUUCCUGCUGGCCAAGUCGUGCAAGCUGCUGCCCGUCAUGUUCCUGCACAUCACCAUCUUCCGCAAGCGCUACCCGCUGUACAAGUACCUGGUGGUGGCGGCCGUGACGGCGGGCGUCGCCGUCUUCACGCUGCACUCGGGCAAGAAGGGCCGCAAGCACGCGACCCCGGAGCACGAGCGCAACGUGCCCUGGGGCAUGCUGCUGCUGGCCAUCAACCUGCUGUUCGACGGCCUCACCAACAGCACCCAGGACUACAUCUUCGGCGCCUUCCGCCCCUACUCGGGCCCCCAGAUGAUGUGCGCCAACAACAUCAUGAGCACCGCCGUCACCGCCGCCUACCUGGUCGUCAGCCCCUGGCUCGUCCACACCGGCGUCGGCGAGUGGCUCGGCAUGGACGUCACCGGCAACGCCGGCGAGCUGCGCGAGGCCCUGGCCUUCAUGGCCCGCCACCCCAAGGUCUGGACCGACGUGCUGGGCUUCGCCGCCUGUGGUGCCGUCGGCCAGGUAUUCAUCUUCUACACCCUGUCCACCUUCUCGUCGGUCCUCCUAGUGACGGUCACCGUCACGCGCAAGAUGUUCACCAUGAUCCUGUCCGUCGUGGCCUUUGGCCACAAGCUGAGCCAGAUGCAGCUCCUGGGCGUCGGCCUUGUCUUUGGCGGCAUCGGUGUCGAGGCUGCCAUUGCGCGCCAGGAGAAGCUGGCCAAGGAGGACGCCAAGCGGCGCGCCGUCGAGGGCAAGAAGGAGUCGUAG